AUGGAUGCCUUCGAGCAGAUGGAGUUGCAGAGGCAGCGCGAGUCGAGACAAAGAAUAGUCGACCGCUUCCUUCGGCUGAUCCUGGUGGGUUUUCUUCUGGAUGCCCUCAAAGGAGGUGAUGCUGAUGGUGCCAAAGAUGAGCGGAAAAAGAAAAGUAGCAGCAAGAGCUCUGGGUCCGAGGGCCUCAGCGUGAAGUCCCUGAAAGAGAAGGCCAACACUUAUGGCGGUCCAGCAAUUAUGCUGGCGUUCAUCAUAGCAAUGCUUGCAAUUCGUGCUGCAGAGGAAGGCUACCAUCCAGCCGAUCACGACGAGCACGAGUUCAACUACUACGAAGUCAUGGGCUUGACCAAAGGUGUAGACCAGAUGGAGAUCCGAAAGGCAUACAAGGCGCUUGCCCUCAAGUAUCACCCCGACAAGAAUCCUGACUGCUCCGAGUGUGCGGAGAAGUUUGGGAAGAUCUCGAAGGCCUAUGUCUGGAUGACUUUGAAAGAUGAAGAGUCUGACAUCCAAUCCACUCUCUCAGAUGCUCCUCCUGAUUGGAACUCUGAUGACGAGCCGCCAGACGAUCACGUGGGCGAUGAAAAUACGUGCAGCCGUGAUGGUGCUGUGAGGAAAGUAAUCCAGAAGGUAGGCAAAGGUUUGGAGCGGCCUGGCCAAAAUGACAUAAUCACCCUUAGCUUUUCUACUCUUCAACUGGAUGGCUCUGAUUCUCUUCCCAGCCUGAGUAACACAACAGUGGAGAUGGGAACCAAUAAGCUGCCCAUGGCCGUGGAAUUUGCUGUGAAGCACAUGCGUGUGGGAGAAGUGUGUGAAGUUCGGGCUCCGGCUGUCUACAGCCUUCAGACCUCGCCAUUGUGCGGACGCAGCCUACGAACACAGCCAGGGGUCUUGCCCAAGACGGACAAGGUGAAGAGGAGAUAUCGAUUUCUGCCCGCUGCACCAAGAAGUGUUUCAGAACAGGCAAAGAAGGACCUGUUAAACUUUCGGAAGGCAAAGCAGGAGGCGACUGAGAAAGGCGAAGCCUUUGAUGCAACUUCACCGCCGAUGUUUCGUGCCAGUGUUGAGCUGCUGAGCAUUACCUGCGUCUUGGCACUGACAGAAGACCGUAGCGUCACCAAGAGGAUCUUGCAGAAAGGCUCCUCAAGACGUCAGCCAAGAAGGGGCGAUGUGAUUACUUUUUCCUACACCAUCCAUGGGGAUGACAAUGCAAGGAGUGAAACUUGCACGCUGACCCUGGGGAAGGACAAGCUUCCAUUCAGCGGUCUGCGUCAUGUUCUCCUUUCCAUGAAGGAAGAAGAAUGUUGCCUUGCGCGAUUGAGCUCUACUGCUGCAUUGCCAGAGGGAGAGGAUUUUUCAGAGACGCACGAGCCUCUGCUGGUCAGCUUAGAAGUCACGCUGCUGCGCUGGCGAAGACGGGAUCUGCUUCCGGUGGGUGAGGUACAUCUGGACGUCAGGGUGAAUACUUGGUUUGGUGACUUCUACGACUUGCUGCAAAAGGCUCUUUCCAAAGAGGGCGACGUUUCCCGUGAGGAAGUCUAUGGCUUUAUCUUCACCUUCUCACGUAUCGCAGGAAUUUACAUCGUCGUGGCUGUGCUCUUGGCCUUCUUCACCAAGCACUGGACAUUCCGGUGGCGGCAGGCAAUGAACGACUACUACAUGAAGCAUUGGCAGGUGCUGCGACGAACUGAAGGGGCAAGUCAGAGGGUACAGGAAGAUACUAGUCGAUUUGCCAUUAUGGUUGAAGGCAUCGGUGCGUCCAUGCUUCAAUCUGUCUUGACACUUGUUGCCUUCCUACCAAUCCUUCUGGAGCUAUCUGCUCAAAUUCAUGAGCUUCCUUUGAUCGGAGAAGUUUCAAAUGCCAUGGUGAAAGCUACCAUUGUCUGGGCCUUGCUCGGCACUGUGGGCUUGGCGCUCAUCGGCAUUCGACUUCCUGGGCUCGAAUUUCAGAAUCAGCUGGUGGAAGCUGCCUUCCGCAAGGAGCUGGUAUAUGGUGAAGACGACCAGCAACGUGCAGAACCGGAUGUUGUGACAGACCUAUUUCAGGCAGUUCGUGACAGUUACUUUCGGCUUUACUUCAAUUUCAUGUAUUUUGAUGUUGCCAAGUAUUCUUACUUGCAAUUUGGCGUUGUUUUGCCCUACAUCAUCCUGGUGCCGUGCAUCUCCAAAGGUGGGAUCACGCUGGGGUCUUUGCAACGACUUGUUGGCGCUUUCAACAAUGUGGAGCGAUCCUUUCAAUUUCUGGUCCGGAACUGGGGACAGAUAGUAGAUCUCCUCUCAGUCUACAAGAGGCUGAGACAGUUCAGCAAAAGCCUAGCUGAGGAAAGGGGAGACUGGGGCUUGCGACUCUCUGCACUUUGCGGCUACGAUGUGACUUGCCUGAGUGAAACAUUGAAAGAAGAGAAGCUGGAUUUGACCAAUAAUCUUUUUCCCUGCCAGGUUGAUACGCCAGCUGGUGGAGGUUCUGACGCUUGUGCUCUACUGAAAACCGAAAUCCGCCAGGGCCCAGAGCGCAGAAGCCAUGACGUUGAGGCAGGAAGCAUGGUCUUGGCAGCAAUGGUCAUCGGUGAAGGAGAAGCAUCUCUGCUAUCCUGGAGGGUUGGUGAAGGAGCUGUGCCCGGCUACAUGGACGUAGCAGUUGCGAGCAUGCGCUUUUGUGAGAGUGCUGCUUUUGAAGCCUCCCAAAUCGUGCAAACCUGUCGUCCAGUAGGUCCGAGCUACGAAGGGCAAACGCCAUUGCGAACCCUCAAAGUGAGUGCCCUUGACCCAUGGUUGGUCGACUUGUUGAAGGAGCAGGAGGUCGCUGAAGAUUCACCCAAAGAAGGAGCUUCAGCGCAACCGUUGCCCAUUCCGGCUGACUGGACCAUGCAGGGCGAAGUGAAGAGCUGGAGUGAUCUCAAGUUGUCAAAAGAUGGCUGCUUCAAGCUUGUCUUUCUGGCAGCCACAGAAGCUGUUGAUCUCUGCCUGCUGGAAGAAGACGGGCAGUUGCAUUUCUUGGAGCUUGAAAGGGCGCACGGCAAUGCCCUGGCGAAAGUGGGCCGCUUCGAGGAAGCCUCUGAGGCCUACCGACGAGCGCUAGAUGCAGUACGGCAUGGCUCGCUGUACAAGGCACUCUUCCCGACCGAGAGAGGCCAUAUUCAAGGAGCCUACUCACGUGAGGCAUUUGAAGGUGAGCAUCCCUUGGAGAGAAUGUCUGAAGAGGAGGUUUCAACGCGGCGCGGCCAACUGGUCGCCCUGCACUUGAACCUCUCUCUUUGCGCGACCAAGGCAGAAGCCCAGGCUCGUUUGGAGCAGGGCGAUGAGGAUGCACGUUUUCUACUUGGAGUAGAGGUGCCAGACAGCUGGAAGGGCGGGACUUUGCCGCCGAUGCGAAAUGCAUUGGACCCUGCCACAAGAAGUUUUCCAGCUCGGCAAGACCUGGCAGAGUACCUGCAGCCGUUGAGACUGGAGGUCACUGAGCCCUUCGAUGUUCGGGUUAGACUCUUUGCUUUUCCUGGGGCUGGUGAUAGUGUAGCAGCUUGGGUUCAAUUCGUCAACAAGGUUCCACCAUGGAUCGACGUUGCCAUUUUUGAACGACCUGGGCAUGGACAGCGCUCCUCUCAGCCACUUGCGAAAAUGUUGGUGGACGAAGCCAAGGAGGCAUUUGAAGCGCUAGCCAGUGUUUUGGCACCCCAUGCCAAGGGAGGCAGCUUUGAAGGCGCUCCGUUCGCUCUCUUGGGGCAUUCCAUGGGAUGCCAGCUGAUGGCUGAGGUUGCUCUGCUGCUGAAGAGAAAUCUGGGCCUUGAAGCAGUGGCACUCUUUGCGUUGGACCGUGGAGCUCCACACAUUCGACUCUACAGCGACGAAGGUUACCGUCUGCUAUGUGAGGAUGAGCCACUGGAAUUCUUUGAGGGCUUCAACCCGGUUGUGUACAAGUUGAUGCAGCGAGCAGAUAGACAUGAGAACAAGGACACCCAGAGAAUGAUUGAGAUGUGGAAAACAGAUUGCCGGCUCUGCCAAGAGCACGUAUGGCCCGAAGGUCAUCAUGCCUUCCGCUGCGACCUGCACGUUUUCUGUGCUGUUCGCAAUUUUAUCAUGGAUGCGACGAAGAAGUUGACUCCUGAACAGAAGCGCAUCCACGAGAUAAAUUGUCGUAUCACCAAUUCGGGGCAGAGUUCAGCCCCUUGGUCGCGGGAAAGCUACGAUGCCUGGAAACAAUGGACCACCGAGAGUUGCGAGGUGCAUGACAUCGAUUGUGACCACGUAAUGGUGAAGCUCCAUGACUCCACGGCACAGAUUGUUACGGAAGUUUUAGACUCUAAGACCAAAACGUGA
Messenger RNA from Cladocopium goreaui, 4311 nucleotides. Lineage: Eukaryota; Dinophyceae; Suessiales; Symbiodiniaceae. The record is from the annotation of a GenBank genome assembly.